This is a messenger RNA of Aspergillus calidoustus, 249 nucleotides long. The record is from the annotation of a GenBank genome assembly. Lineage: Eukaryota; Fungi; Ascomycota; Eurotiomycetes; Eurotiales; Aspergillaceae.
AUGUUGACAUCGCUGGCCCUCACUGCCUCGCAAACUACCAUGGAAACCACCGGCCAAUCCAACUCCACAGAUCUCGCCCAUGGCCGUGGUCACCACCUCCCAGACCUCGAUGGGAUGAAGACUUCUGAUGAAGUCAUCAUUCUCAUCCUCGGUGCGCGUGUCUUUCUUACCUUUGCACUGGGAUUAGCCUUCCAGCUCCGCGAUAAACCGGUCUGGGCCCUCCAACGGAAACAGCUGGCCUGGCAAUAA